Molecule: messenger RNA, 1231 nt
Organism: Plodia interpunctella (Indianmeal moth)
Lineage: Eukaryota; Metazoa; Arthropoda; Insecta; Lepidoptera; Pyralidae
Gene: Chrac-16
Product: Chromatin accessibility complex 16kD protein
Exons: 2
Coding region: 101-493 (130 amino acids)
Biological process (GO): DNA-templated DNA replication; chromatin remodeling
Cellular component (GO): nucleus; CHRAC
Molecular function (GO): protein heterodimerization activity
Source: RefSeq, a predicted model, not a curated record
GGCUGGUUCGAUUUGACACAUUGAUUUCUCGAGUUCACGAUUUGGCGCAAUUUGAAUUGAAUUGAAAUUAUAAAUAAAAACAACUCCAAAUACUAAGAUAAUGGCUACGCCGAAAAGUGAGAAAGAUUUUAAUUUACCACUAUCAAGAGUAAAAACUAUAAUGAAGAGUUCGCCUGAUGUAGAAGCAGUUGGGCCCGAACCUCUUUAUUUAGUAACGAAAGUGACCGAACUCUUUGUAACAGACUUGGCCAAAAGGGCUCACAAAUACAGUAACGGAAACAUGCUAGAAUACAAACACAUUGCCGAAGUAGUACAAAGCGAUGAUACCUUGGACUUCCUGCGAGAAAUUAUGCCAAAGAAAAUCACUGUACGGCAAUUUAAAGAAUUGAUGGCAAAAAAGGCAGCAAAAGGUGAAGAUUCCGAUGAAACUUCUUCGGACUCCAGUGAGGAGGAAAGCACGGAAGAGAGCUCCAGUGGAAACGAUCAAGACUGACACAAAAGGAACAAAUAAUAGGUUAAGUUUUUAUGAAACUCUGAAAUUGUAAUUGGUAUUAAAAUCCAUUGCUGGCUAUACACUGUUGGUAAACAGUUCAUCAAACUUUGCCCAAUUUGGCAUACAUUGCUGGUUUUUCAUUGAGGUAAAUACAGGCUCUCAUACAAACUUUGCAAUGUUCAUUCAUUUGCCUAACCCUCAGUUUGAGUUUGGGGAUAGUGUGUAGCUGACAUCGGACCCACAAUACAAGCUGCAUUGCUUGUUAUGUGGGUCUGAUGUCGGUUCAUAGCAAUGUGAAGAAUAACAAAAGUGAUGUUAAGUAACUAUCAUGUAUUAAGAAGUCAUGAGUAAGUAUAGAAAAUCUGAAAUUAUAGUAUUAGUUCAAUAAAUUUCACAAUAUAGUGUGUCACUUUUUAAAACUCCUGGUGAUGUAUGAACUCUGACACUCUUCCACUAUUUUGAAACUUUAUUUUGUAGUGUGGAAAUUACCAAAUUUAUCAUUUAUCAUCUAUUUAUUUCUUCACCCACCUAUAUGUAAAUUGACAGAACAAUGGCUACAACGUUAUUAAGUAAAUAGUGUGUUAUAUGUGUGGUUUAAGUUUCCCAUUUUGAUGUGUUGACUAAAGCUGUUACAUUUUGUGCAUGUUGACUGUUUUUUUGUAAAUUAAUAGGAUACAUUAAUUGUAAGUAACUUGACUAUGAAAUCAUUUUUCCAAUAAAUAUAGUAUUAUGUGAAUA